UGACGUUCUGGCAAACGAUUGAGAGAGAGAGAGAGAGUUGGACCCAAAUACCGUUCUCCGUCCAACCGAUUUGUUGCUAUAAAAGUCCCCGCAACCGCACCGAAAGGGGAAACCACUAUACCUUUGAAAAUCAACGAGAGAGGGAAAAAAGGAAUUACAGAAGAGAACGAAGUCUCCUCCGUUGCAAUCAUCUCAUCGGGUUUUCCCUCCUUCCGUUGAAUAUCGCCAUAAGCCAUGUCUCAGUUAUAUUGUGAAGAUGGGUUCAAUGCCGUGUUUGUCAGCCCAGGGGUUGAGUAUUGGUUCAAGACGUUGAAGGUGUUCGAUCUAUUCGGCCAGUCGAUUGAAGAAAUCCAUAACUGCUUGGUUUUUAGAAGUAUCCGAUUCAAAGCAACUUUGCUGAAUUUGAGCUUUUGGUUUAUUCUUGGCAAGUUCGAUUCGGGGGUUGAAAUGGCAGUCUACUUUAUUCGUUUGAUGUUUGAUUUUGCUCCAUUCGCAGACCGUUGUGCUCAAGGUUGUAAUGUCCUGCGAGGGAUGCUCAGGGGCUGUAAAGAGGGUGCUAACCAAAAUGGAAGGGGUGGAGUCGUUCGACAUCGACAUGAAGGAGCAGAAAGUUACCGUGAAAGGAAAUGUGCAGCCGGAUGCGGUGCUCCAGACUGUGUCGAAAACCGGGAAGAAGACUUCAUUCUGGGAAGCAGCAGAAGCACCUGCUGCUGCUGCAGAAACAAAGGCCGCCUAGACGACGGAGAGUCUACUGUGACUGCUGCAUAGACUGCUUGUAUCUGACUAAUAAUA
This is a messenger RNA of Linum tenue, 792 nucleotides long. The record is from the annotation of a GenBank genome assembly. Lineage: Eukaryota; Viridiplantae; Streptophyta; Magnoliopsida; Malpighiales; Linaceae.